AACUACACUGACACAACAACACAGACACAACAAUACCAACACAACACAGACACUUCAACACCGACACAACUACACCGACACAAGUAAACAGACAGAUAAACAUUGACACGUCAACACCCUCUGACAGACCAGUGUUGUAACUUAGUUUUUUUUAUCUGAAGAUUUUUAUUAAACAAAAGCUGAGGGAUUGAAUGUUUCUUUUUACCCAAUCGCCUAUUUUUGAUAGUGUGUAUAACACUUUAGACACUUUGAUGUAGCUGUAACUAUCAUGUGUAAUAAAACUGUUACACACGUAAUUUACAGGUGAGUUCAACACGUUAUUGUGUUUCAAGCUACAGCUGCUAAUGUUCUUUAAACUGCUUUUAGCUGUCCAAUCAUUUCAUUCAACUAAACUGUGGUGAUUGUAAGGGUUACCGCUCUACCUACAUACCUGUCGACAUUAUAUAUAAUAAUGUAAUCUGUUGCAGCUUGGUGUCAACGUUUAGAAGUUAUAUAUAAUAGUUCAUAUGUGAUAUAUAUAAUACUUUUAUAAUUUUAAUAGAAGAUUUAUUUACAUUCUGCUCAGAGGGAAAGUAAUAAUAAUAAUAAUAAUAUAUAAUAGAAACAUGAUGAAACAUCCGGGACAGCAGGAGGCGCAGUGCAGCUUUCACUAUGACGCUCCGCUUUUAUUGUGAAGGACACGGACCGGAAGUGGUGUUGUUGUUGGCGGAAGGCUAACAAAGCUAACGGAACUACGCGGCUAACGGAGCUGUUCGGACCCUCAGCUCCUCCCGCAGGUCUCCAGAUGGAGCGGCGGCGUCCAGCCCAAGAGGACGUGUGUCCUCUGCAGUCUAAGUCGAUGAGGCCGGACGGAGAGGCCGUCAUCAGACUGGAGAGGAAGUCUGGCACAGGAAGUUCCUCUGGGGCUCGACAGGAAGAGGAGGGAACAACUGUAGUGAGCGGUGACAUCACAAGGACACGCGAACACACGGGACCCGGUGUCAAUAAAGUUGGGUUGAAUUCACCCAGCGAGGCCAGUGAGGAUGAACUGGGACGACUGGACAUCGACCUGGACAGGAAGUCCAGACAGCUCAACCUGACGUCCAGCAACGUGCGCGCCAUCCUGCACGAGGUGAUUACCCACGAGCAUGUGGUGGCCAUGAUGAAAGCUGCCAUCAGAGAAACUCAGGACCUGCCCAUGUUUGAGCCGAAAAUGACUCGAUCCAGACUGAAACAGGCCGUCCAGCAGGGACAGCCACUGAACUGGAGUCUGUUGGCGUUGAACACAGCCACGGUUAAGCGGCCUCAGUUUGUUGACAUUGAUCUUGAGGAGGAUGAAGACUCGUCAGAUGAAGAGUAUCGUCCUGAUGAGGAAGAGGAGGAGGAGGAAGACACGGCAGAAGAGACCUUCCUCAGUGAUGCAGACAGCUUGGCUUCACCUCUCAAAAAGCAUCAGGGCUCACAACCCAAACUUCUGGCAGAUCAGAGGACUGAAGAACCCCUACAGAGAUCUCCAGAACGCCUGGGGGAACAGUUGAUGACCUCCGCCUGUGCUCCUCAUAACCUCGUCCCUGCUCCUGAGUCUUCCUUCCUGGAGAGACUGAAUGCUGUGGAGGAGGAGCUGGACUGCAGCCCUGCCUACACCUAUAACCAGUCUCUGGACAGAAAAGCUGAUGAUGAUGGGAAUCCUGAAGGCUCCAGCUGUUUGGCGUACCGCACACGCUCCAAACUUCGUCUGGUUAACGUUCCUCUGGGUCAGCUGGAGGCGGCGCUUCUGGCCCCGGACAUCCCUGCUGACAUGUCCGGCCACAGCGCCGCCCAGCGGGCGGAGGACCGACAUUGGACGAAGUGGCUUCAGGGUCUCAUGGCCCCCGACAGUGAAGAGGAAGCUGAUGAUGAUGAUGACCCAGAGUACAACUUCCUGGAUGACCAAGAUGAACCUGAUCUGGAGGACUACAGGACGGACCGUGCUGUCCAGAUCACCAAAAAGGAAGUGAAUGAGCUGCUGGAGGAGCUCUUUGAUACACUCCAGGAGGAGGAGGAGGAGCUAGAAGAGGAGCAGGAGGAGUUGGCAGCUGAGGAGGAGGAGCCGUCACAGACUGGACCCAAAUUCAACAUCCCCCAGGCUUUACGUUUUGAGGCUCCGUUAGCCGACAUGUUGACGGAGAGGCGGAGAACCGUCAGGAAACAGUACGAAGCUCUGCAGCAGAAGAGGGCCCUGCAGGACACGACCAACCACCACCGGGACCACGUCCCGAAGGACUCGCCCAGCCCACAACCGGACUCUAUGGGUCCCGUCUUAAUGCUGCAGAGCCGAGUCCACCCCGUCUUCCACCUGGACUACAUCCAGACUCUCCAGCUGCAGCAGCAGAUACAGCAGCAUGUGCAGCUGCUGACUCAGGUUAACCUGCUGUGUCGCAAUGUGGACGUCCUGAACCACGAAACCUGUAUCACCAAACACUACCUGGAGGAGCUGCAGCAGUUUGCCCGUCGUCGUGAGGAGGUUUUCCUCCCGAGCCGUUUCAGAGUGGAUAACCUGCAGGGGGCGCUGGAUCUCCUGCAGGAGGUGGAGCAGAGAGCGCAGCCUGCUCCUCCUGCUCCUCCUACUGCUCCUCCUGCUCCUCCUACUGCUCCUCCUGCUGCUCCUCCUGCUCCUCCUGCUGCUCCUACUGCUCCUCCUGCUCCUCCUGCUGCUCCUACUGCUCCUGCCUCUUCCAGACGCUGGCUCCCCAGGAUGAGUCCUGCUACCAACAGUCUCGCCUUCCCUCUGUUGCCCGCCGACACCGCCUGGCUGCUCGCCACACGACCCGUCUUCCUGUACCCAGAACUACUUCCUGUCUGCAGCCUGGACCCCGCCAUCCACCCCCGACACCAACGCAACGUUUACACUGCAGGAGAGGACGGUCUGAUCGUUCUGGGUCUGAAGCACUUCGAGGGGACGUUCCAGUCGGACCAGCUGAUCAGCUGCUACCUGCUCCGCAAGACUCAAUCGAACUUCAGGAAACACAUCAGAGAGAUGAGCGGGCCGAGAGCUCCGCCCAGCAACGUCAUCAAGACGUUCCUGGCGCAGAGAGUCAUCCCACCGUUGUUGACCUGCAGCCGAGUUCAGCUGGGAGACCGGCGCCCCCCGGUGGACAGAAGCACCGCCAACAUGCCCAACUGGCUCAAGAACAGUCAGCUGAUCAUCCAGAAGACCCGACAGACCUCCGCCUGUUAUCCCCGCUCCCUCCCCCCAGGCUGCACCCUGAGGCUCCACCCCCACUGGCUCAAGAAGUUGGCCCAUCCGCCCCCCCCCCCGCACAGACGUCUCUUCAACUUGGCCCACAAUGCAUCUCUGCUGCCACUAGCCAGAGCCCCAGCAGACAAGCAGCCAAUCAGCUUCCUGUCCCUUCCUCCUCCAGGUGUAACGUUACUCUCCAACACCUCCGCUGUUUCAGGAGCCUUGGCUCCGCCUCCUGUCUUUGGGCCCGUCCCAUUGGCUGCUGUGUGUACAGUCCCCGCCCACCCAGUGUGUGCUGACAUCAUCCAGUCCUGCCUUCCUAUUGGUCGGAGGAUGCAGCAGAGCGUCCCCGUGCCCUCCCCGGUCCACCCGAACACCACAAAUCCCAUAAUGCCUUGUUCAACCGGCGUCGUGAAGCCAGGGUACUUCCUCCUCCAGAUGGUGCGCACGCCAAAGGCUCCGCCCACUGACAACUCCCAGCAUGCUCUAGGGCAAAAGAUCUUCAAAGAGGAGCAAAAUGAAAAGGAGCAGACCUCCACAAAGCCACACUUUCCACUGGAGGAGGUGAGCUCAGCUUCAACACUGAGUCCGGAGGAGGAGGAGGAGGAGGAGGAGGACUGGACUGCUCUGGGUGUGGCUCGUUUGAACGGAGGAGAGGAGGAAGAGAUAACAGAUGUAGGAGGAAGUGGAGAGGAGGAAGAGAUAACAGAUGUAGGAGGAGGUGGAGAGGAGGAAGAGGGGACAGAUGGUGGGGAAGGAGGAGAGGGGGAGCAAGGAGGGGAGGAGAAUGAGGGGCAGAUGGAGGACAUGGGGGGAGGACAGAGGGACGAAGACGGAGAGAAGGAUGAAGAUCAGGACCGACAGGGCGAGGAUGAGGAGGAGGAGGACUUUGAUGACCUCACGCAGGAUGAAGAUGAGGAGGAAGUGAUGUCAUCAGCUUCGGAGGAAUCGGUGCUAUCUGUUCCAGAGUUACAGGAGACCAUGAAGCAGCUGACCUGGCUGGCGGCGGAGCGGCGGCUCUGUGCAGACGGCGACUCGGAGGAGGACCACUCCCCGACCUCGCCCGGAUCUCAGGAGGAGGAGGAGGAGGAGGAGGAGGAAGAGGAGGGGCCUAAAGGGGAGAUGUCUGGAGAGGCGAGGGGCCGUGAGGCGGGACUAGACGAGGAGGCGCCGUCGGGGGAGGGGACGCCCCGAGGAGGAGGCCGGUGUCGAGGCCGAGGGCGGAGCCGGCCUCUCCGCGGCCUGAGGAGGAGCCGCCAGGAGCGCCGCAGCAAGGACGCCGCCAAGCUGCUGCUGCUGUACGACGACAACAUCCUCAACAACGACCCGCACAGGGAGAGCAAAGACGUGGCCUUCGCCCAGAGUUACCUGAGCAGGGUGCGUGAGGCGCUGCAGGACAUACCAGGGCAGGUGGAGGACUUUGUGUCUCUGCUGAACGAUUUCGAACAGGUGGGAGACGGACAGGAAGUGAUGUCGUUGUUCAGGAAGCUGCACUGCAUCCUGGGAGACCGGACAGACCUCCUCCGAGACUUCGCCGCAUUCCUACAUCCUGAGCAGGCACUGCAGUGUGGACUGUUUGAGGAGCAGCAGGCGUUUGAGCGCAGCCGUCGCUUCCUGCGACAGCUGGAGAUCAGCUUUGGAGACAACCCGUCUCAUUACCAGAAGAUCAUCAAAGCUCUGCAGACCGGUCCAGACCUGAGUCCAACCAGCAUCGACGAGCUGAAGGCUCAGAUGGCCGCGCUGCUAAAAGGCCACAACCAUCUGCAAACUGAAUUCUGGGUAUUUUUUGACGAGCUCCGCCCACCUCCUGUUCGCCCGGGACAGUUCGAAGAAGCCCAUUGGCCGGAUGACGCAGGGGGCGGGUCAGACGGCGGAGAGGGCUUCGGCCACGUUUCAGGGGGUGUGGCCAGCAGCGGCUUCGAGGAAGUGACGCUCCCAGAGCUGGAAGAGGAAGAGAACCAACCAAUGACGAGUCGGCGCCGGAGGAUGAAGAUGGCCCCUCACAGAAACUACAAGGACUGUGAUUGGUCAGAUAAAGACUGGCCCUGCCUCUGCCGCGAUGCAAAGAUCCGCAGACACAGGAGGAAAGGCUGCUCUCGCUGCCACGGCAACAAGGCUUUAGGGGGCGUGUCCAGAGCCAUGAAGAGUCUGGACCCGCUGUACUCUCAGAUAAGCUCCGCCCACGAUGAACCACAUCAGAAAGACAUGGAUCUAAAGGGGGACGAUGACAGUCCACAGCCAGAACAAAGUGGUGCAUCAUGGGAAGGCUCAUUCCGUCUCACCGACGAGAGGGAUGAGGAGCUAGACGAGGAGGAUGAAGAGGAGAGGAAGACCAUUGAGAAGAAGCAGAGUACGACGGGGAAGAGGAGCAGGAAGGAGGAGGUGAUGGGGGAUUGCAGCGCCUCCUCCAUCCUCUAUACUCCUCCCUCCACCACCUCUUCUAUGACCUCCUCCAUGAUCUUCACUCCUUCCAUCUUCACUUCCUCCUCCGUCACCACUUCAUCCACCGCCCCGUCCUGCUCCUCCUCUGCUCCUCCUCCUGACCUUACGGUCUGUGCCAAGAACAUCUCCCUGACGGCGAGCGGGGAGAAGGUGAUCCUGUGGACCAGAGAAGCCGAUCGAGUCAUUUUGACGACGUGUCAGCAGGAAGGAGCCAAUCAGAACACGUUCCAGGCCGUCUCUACUCUGCUUAGCAACAAGACUCCGAGCGAGGUCUCUCACCGGUUUCGGGAUUUGAUGCGUUUGUUUCGGACGGCGGCUCGCCAGACUGGCUCUGAUGAUGAGGCUCCGCCCACUCAGCCGGCAGCAGCCAAUAAGGAAGAAAACUGAUAUUUACCAAUCAGAAGAGCAGCAGAUUCAUUUUGUUUGUUUGAUAUCACCAGAACUUUUAUUGUGAAAGGACUCAGAUGUUUUUACUGCACUUAAAAAACUGUAAAUAUGAAAAUAUCAGAUUAA
This is a messenger RNA of Cyclopterus lumpus (lumpfish), 6154 nucleotides long. It is a transcript of the gene gon4l, whose product is annotated as gon-4-like (C. elegans). Lineage: Eukaryota; Metazoa; Chordata; Actinopteri; Perciformes; Cyclopteridae. The transcript is spliced from 30 exons. Gene Ontology annotation, cellular component: nucleus. Gene Ontology annotation, molecular function: transcription coregulator activity. The coding region runs from base 785 to 6028 and encodes 1747 amino acids. Gene Ontology annotation, biological process: regulation of DNA-templated transcription. The record is from RefSeq and is a predicted model, not a curated record.